CCUAUUUAAGCCAACUUGAGGAACCCAAGUUUGGUCUUCGUCACUUUAUUCCUUCAAGCAACACAUAUGUGCCAUGGAUAUGGAUGAAGUCAACCUACAUGAUGCUUUAGCAACUGGAUCGGAUUUGGGAAACAAGAGUGGGGAGAAGACUAUAAGUACAAAGGAAAUGGAGAAUGAAAUUAAGGAAUUGGGUAUUGCAUUUAAGGCACUAGCUGCAAUUGUCAAUGAAGCACUUAUUCAGAACAAGGCUCGAAACCAUCAUGUGGACGAGAUACAGACAACAUUAGUCAACAUUCAACAAACUAUUGGACAAAGGGGAUUAUUAAAUUCAACCAGUGAUUUAACAAAUCCAAAAGAUGCAGCAACUGCAACAAAAGUCAGUCAAAGUGUAUCCCCAGACACCAUUAUCCCGACGGACAUACUUAAGACGCUUGAUGCUGUUAAAAACAUAGUGGUCAAUCUCUCUGAUGAUGAUGACACAACUGAUGAGAAAAGAAAAAAUAAGGGCCAUGAACCUGGAGACAAAGCCGAUGUUCACUGGGGAGGCAAAUUCAACACCUCUAAUAAGCCAAGUCCUACUCAGAGUCUUGUUUCAGCGUUUCGUAAGGAAAACCAUCUGAAGUUGUUAAGAAAUUAAAAUACAGUCCAACUUCAUCACUCAGACCAGUCAAGGCCCCAAAGGUAGAUGCCAUAAGUACACCUUGGAGUGAAAUGAAAAUGCAAAAUGUAGGGAAGGGAAAGAACACUGCUACUGUAGGAAAGGAAAAAAAACUCUGAAUCUGAACAUUAUUUUUCAAUUUUUGGUUGUGUUCAGACUGCUGCAAUCUCACAACUAGUGACUAAAGAAUCAGGUUAUCCUACACACUUGGUCAAUAUUGCAAAAAAUAUGACUAGCAGCUGGGAGAUGACAGAAGUUAGGAGUAUUCCUAACAAGGGGAAAAGUGAUGAUUCUGCUGUAUGGGUGUUGGAUUGGCUACAACUAGAGGAUGGCUUUACCUCUCAUCUAUAUGGGGACCUGGCUGAGAACUCCGUUAGGAUGCAUACAACUACUGAUUUGAUCAGAGGCAUCCACAAAUGAAGAACGUCGGGCCAUGGAGGAAAAAAGUGAAGCGUAUUGGUACUACCUCAAUGACGAGAUGAAUAAAUAGAAUGAGAGUGGAGUAAUUGUUUUGAGAAUGGUAGAUGUGUUUUGGCUGGCUCAUGUCCUCAUGCUUUACUGCCCACUUUGAAGACAUUUAAUGCGACAUUGUGCACUUUUUGUACUAGUAUCGUUGUGCAAUGUCAAAUGAAACUGACUUAUGCCCAUAUGAGGGUUACUUGGUUUGUAAUUUUAAACAAGAAAGACGAUCAUAUUUGGUGUUUAUAAGACUUGUUUAUGGCACCCUUCUUUAUAAUUUUGGUUCCACUUGAGUGACAUGAGCUGUUUUAUGCCCA
Molecule: messenger RNA, 1434 nt
Organism: Lotus japonicus
Lineage: Eukaryota; Viridiplantae; Streptophyta; Magnoliopsida; Fabales; Fabaceae
Exons: 7
Coding region: 74-637 (187 amino acids)
Source: RefSeq, a predicted model, not a curated record